This is a messenger RNA of Benincasa hispida (wax gourd), 854 nucleotides long. Its product is annotated as FKBP-like peptidyl-prolyl cis-trans isomerase family protein. The record is from RefSeq and is a predicted model, not a curated record. Gene Ontology annotation, biological process: rRNA processing. Lineage: Eukaryota; Viridiplantae; Streptophyta; Magnoliopsida; Cucurbitales; Cucurbitaceae. Gene Ontology annotation, molecular function: DNA binding; peptidyl-prolyl cis-trans isomerase activity.
UUUGUUUCGAUAUUUAUUUUAGUCAUAUGUGAUGAGUAACACUCGAUGAUAUCAGUUGGAGUCUCUCUGCAAUUGAAUCUAAAGCUUGUAGGUAUUUUAUAGCGAAUAGAUGGGGAAAGACUCGAAGCCAAAGGACGCGGGUGGUAAAGGGAAGGGGAAGGGAAAGCAAGCAUCUUCUGGAGCCGAUGAAAGUGCUUCCAAAGGAAAGGGAAAAUCAGGAAAAGCUGCUUCCGAUGGCCUCGGAACUUGCACUUAUGUCAAAGCGAGGCAUAUACUGUCCGAGAAGCAGGGUAAAAUCAAUGAAGUGUACAAGAAGUUGCAGGACGGUUGGCUUAGCAAUGGGGACAAGGUUCCUCCAGCAGAGUUUGCUAAGUUAGCAGCUGAAUACUCAGAGUGCCCUUCAGGGAAGAAAGGUGGGGACCUAGGAUGGUUUCCUCGUGGAAAGAUGGCUGGCCCAUUUCAAGACGUUGCAUUUGCCACUCAAGUUGGAGCAACCAGUGCACCAUUCAAGUCGACGCAUGGAUACCAUAUUAUCUUGUGUGAAGGGAGAAAGAAUUAGGAAAUCUGACAGACAUUCGAACGAAUCCUAAAUUUGGGCAUUGAUUGGCAUUGGCCAGUACGCAUCUUUUUUCUUUCUAAGAGCUUUACAAAAAUUCUCAUCGACUGUGUUGUAAUUAUUGUCCUCUUUAAGGCCAUGGAGCGAAGAAUAGUAAUGUCCAUACAUUUCCAGCUUUAACUCUUCCACCCUAUAUCUAUAGUUGGGUUUGGCGGUCUGUUUUUAAUAAUAUUUAGUAAUAAUGGAACUAUGUCUUGAUAUUAUAUGUAUGAUAGAUUAUCUCUGGAUUUGACGAAAA